Molecule: messenger RNA, 3727 nt
Organism: Choloepus didactylus (southern two-toed sloth)
Lineage: Eukaryota; Metazoa; Chordata; Mammalia; Pilosa; Megalonychidae
Gene: NXPH1
Product: neurexophilin 1
Exons: 3
Coding region: 1237-2052 (271 amino acids)
Molecular function (GO): signaling receptor binding
Source: RefSeq, a predicted model, not a curated record
GGCCUCGCAGCCACAGGUCGGCGUUGCCCGAGGCGGACCCGGGCGCCCCGCAUCCAUCCGCUCCCGUCCCUUCCCAGCGCACCGCCGGGUUGCGAGCCUCGCCACUCCCGUGGCCUCCGCGAUCCUCCCCACGCCCCCCCGGGAGGGAGCGUUGCAACCGCCAGAGACACCGCAGGAGCCACCUCUCCCUGUGGGCCGCGCCCGCGGAGAGCCUGAGAGCGGGAUCUAUUUACACGCGGUAUAAUUAGUCUUUGAGGAGUAUUUCCCCGCGUGCCAAUGUAAUUGCCCGUGACGGGGAGGGCGCCUCUCCGGGUCACCGCCUUGCUGAGAAAUCACCACCACUGUGGUACCCUAAACCCCAGCUCGCUCCAGAGCGUCCCCCGGUGGCCGGGCUGGACCACGGACAGCGCACGAGACUGGGCUCCUGAGCAGCUUCUGGGCUUCCAAGCUUCGCGGGUGUAGAAGCGUAGCUGCUCCGUGCGCCGGCAGCCUCCGGGUUCUCGUCACCCCACUCCUUCUGCAGAAAUGUGGACAGCCCGCGCCUGCCCUGGGUCUGUCUUUCUUCCGAAAGGCCAGUGUCUUUAUCUCUGACGUUCAAGUUCCGAGGACUUGUCCAGUUCUUCUCCCCCUAAGUCAUCUCGAGCAUCCUCUAGUAGCCGCGGGAAGCCGGUAGUUCUGAACUGUUUUUCCCAGUGCUGGCAGUCCGGGUCGGUCCGGAGCAGCAGCCGGACGGAUUCCUCUCUCUCUCUCUCUCUCUCUCUCUCUCUCUCUCUCUCUCUCUCCCUCCCUCCCUCCUUCCUCCCUCUCUCCUCCUUUUCUUCUCUCUUCCUAUCUUUCCUCUUUUACUUUCCCCCUCCCUCUCUUGUCUCUUAAGUUUCCUGCACCGUGAAUCCAACUGUGCCAAGCCUAGGCUUCCGCGGAACCAAUCCUGAGCGCGACCCCGACACGGAGACGCCAACUCCAUCGAGACUGGACCAGGCAGCCGGGCCAGUCCGUUCUCGGGCAUGGAGAUCAAGCGCCUGGGAGGGCACGUCCGGAGUGCCGGAGACGCCAGGCCCGAGUAGCCCCUCCAUGGACCCUCCCCAGAACUGCCGCGGCUCACCGUAUUCGUCCCCUGUCCUGUCCGGCUGCUGAGAGCGCUCCUUGCUCUGUAAAGUGGAUGUCAGGUGGAUCUAUGUUUUUGAAGGAACAAAGACUCAGCGAAGGCACCGCCGAGGAAGUUUGAGACGCGGGAGGAUGCAGGCUGCGUGCUGGUACGUGCUUCUCCUCCUGCAGCCCACCGUCUACUUGGUCACAUGUGCCAAUUUAACAAAUGGCGGAAAAUCAGAACUUCUAAAGUCAGCAAGCAGCAAAUCCACACUAAAGCACAUAUGGACAGAAAGCAGCAAAGACUUGUCUAUCAGCCGACUCCUGUCACAGACUUUUCGUGGCAAAGAAAAUGAUACGGAUUUGGACCUGCGAUAUGACACCCCAGAACCUUAUUCUGAGCAAGACCUCUGGGACUGGCUGAGGAACUCCACAGAUCUUCAAGAGCCUCGCCCCAGGGCCAAGAGAAGGCCCAUUGUUAAGACGGGCAAGUUUAAGAAAAUGUUUGGAUGGGGUGAUUUUCAUUCCAAUAUCAAAACAGUGAAGCUAAACCUGUUGAUAACUGGGAAAAUUGUAGAUCAUGGCAAUGGGACAUUUAGUGUUUAUUUUAGACAUAAUUCCACUGGUCAAGGGAAUGUAUCUGUCAGCCUGGUACCCCCCACGAAAAUUGUGGAAUUCGACUUGGCACAACAAACCGUGAUUGAUGCCAAAGAUUCCAAGUCCUUUAACUGUCGCAUUGAAUAUGAAAAGGUUGACAAGGCUACCAAGAACACACUCUGCAACUAUGACCCUUCAAAAACCUGUUACCAGGAGCAGACCCAAAGUCAUGUCUCCUGGCUCUGCUCCAAGCCCUUUAAGGUGAUCUGUAUUUACAUUUCCUUUUAUAGUACAGAUUACAAACUAGUACAGAAAGUGUGUCCCGACUACAACUACCACAGCGACACACCUUACUUCCCCUCGGGAUGAGGAUGGACGUGGGGAUGAGACUGAAGACUGAGGAAUUAAAGGUCAUGUGACAGGGCUGUUACCUCAAGGAAGAUGGCCACAUCUGUUGCCUGGAAUGUGUCUACACUGCUGCUCUUGUCAACUGGCUGCAAAUAUGCUAGUGGAAAACAUCUGAUGUAAUUUCUGCCCAGUCAGCUUCAUCUCUCAGUAUAGUUGUAAAUCACACACAGAUGCACACAAACGCACACUCAUACACAUUUCAGCUUGUGUCCUCCAUGCUCCCUGUUGAGAGGGCUUUCAUUAUCUGGCUCAUAAUGGUUUAGGAUAAACUGUCAUCAAGCAAAAGGAUUAACUAGACAGAGAAUGGUUUCUAACACAUGCUGUCAUGGAAAUCUCUUUUAAAGUCUUGAGUACAUGCCAAUCAAUAAUCCCCACUCAUGCCUUUCUACUGCUUGGAGUAGCUGUACUGGUAAAUACUACUGUAGGAGUAUAUGCUUGUUAAAAUGGAAAAAAAUGUGUCUUUAGAUCUCAGUAUCUUUAUUUUAUGAACACAACAAAGUGUAGUAACUUCUUUUCAGUACAUAGUAGGCACAUUCAAGGUGAUACAAGAUGGCUCUUUUUUUUAUGAAGGGAGCCGGCUCUCAGUAGAGAUGAGCAAACAUUUUGAAUUUACAUGUGGGCAGACAUUGGGAUUUACAGCUUUCAUCAACAAUCACUGGACUUUUGUGAAGUUGAGACCAGCUAAGGCUGCUUAACACAAGUUCUGAUCAUUAUAUAGGAAGGAAAAUGCCUGACAGACACCAUGUAAGUUAUAAGUGUCUGUCUUAUCUUUACUACACAUAUUGUAACAAAUUCAAUAUCCUAGUCUUCAUUUGUAUGAAUGGUUUGUAUUGUACAUAGUUUCACCAAGUGUUAUUUGAGCUGCUUAUUAAUAUUAACUUGUACUUGUCUUUCUGCUUGUUAUUGGUUAAAAAAGAAAACAAAGAAUAUGAGGAAUCCAUUUUAUCAAUGUAGCCGUGAACUUCAUUAAAAAGACAAACUUAAUGUACAAACAUUUAUUCAGCUCAAGUAUUGUUGAAAGCUAUACAUAUACAACAUUACAGUCUGUCUGUAUUUAGAUAUUUUAUUUCUGGACAAAAAUGAAAUGUACAUAAAAAUAAAACACUUAGAGUUUCAAUAUGUACUUGUGUAAGAUGGUGAUUUAAAUGGUUCUGACAAGAAAAAUGUGCUGGAAUACAGUCAUGGUUUGCAUCUCAUGUCUCUAAAUUUGUGCAGAACUAUCUAAAUUGCUAUUAGUUGCCCAGUCAAAACAACUUAAGAGUUUUACUCUCAAGCCUGGGAAACUAUUGUGGUGUACAACAUGGCACACAUUUUUGGUUUACUGUCAUGUUAGUUAUUGAAGAAUACUAAAACUUGAAGAACAUAAGGAGAUAACUGAGAUCUCCUAAAUUAAUUAUAACUAGUUGAAUUUUUCCUGUACAGAGUUAUUAUUUAGCAGGGUGAUUGAAAGGAAGGCAGUUUUGCUUUUCUUUAAAAGAAAGUCAAGAUGUCUGAAGAUUGUGGCUGAAUUUCUCUGAUUCUGCUAUAAUAACUCAAGUCAAUGAGGAAAUUGGGAUAGCAAACAAAGGGAUUCAGUGGUGAAUUUCUCUUGACCAUAUGGGACCAAACUACAUAGCAUUGUUUACAGAUAUUAAAC